Molecule: messenger RNA, 2495 nt
Organism: Suricata suricatta (meerkat)
Lineage: Eukaryota; Metazoa; Chordata; Mammalia; Carnivora; Herpestidae
Gene: BMP3
Product: bone morphogenetic protein 3
Exons: 3
Coding region: 151-1578 (475 amino acids)
Biological process (GO): SMAD protein signal transduction; BMP signaling pathway; osteoblast differentiation
Cellular component (GO): extracellular region
Molecular function (GO): growth factor activity; cytokine activity
Source: RefSeq, a predicted model, not a curated record
CCUGUCGGUGUCCUGCUCACGCUGUGCCUGGGGGGAGCCCUCGCCCCGGCUAAUUUGAAGUUCAACCCUCGGCUCUGUCGCGGGCCCCUCGCGCCCUCGGCGUGUCCCCCCGCCACGCGGGGAGCAGACGCGCGGCGCCGGGACCUCGCUAUGGCUGGAGCGCUCGGGCUGCUCUGCCUGUGGCUAGGCUGCGUCUGCGUGAGCCUGGCCGGGGGAGAGAGGCUGCAGCAGAACUUUCCGGAGCUCCACGGGGCCGUGCCUGGAGCCCGCACGGCAGGUGGCGGCCCCGGCCCCGUUCUGCAGCCACACGACAAGGUGUCGGAGCACAUGCUGCGGCUCUAUGACAGGUACAGCGGCGGUGACAAGGCCGAGGCAGAGCGGACGCAGGGGUCCUCUGAGCGCGGCUCUCAGCCCCUGCGCCCCUCGCCCCUGCGCGAAGGCAACACGGUUCGCAGCUUUAGAGCCGGAGCAGCAGGAACUCUUGGAAGCAAGGGACUACACAUUUUUAACCUGACUUCUCUAACCAAGUCUGAAAACAUUUUAUCUGCCACACUGUAUUUCUAUAUCGGAGAGCUAAUAAACAUCAGCUUAAUUUGUCCAGUGUCCCGAGGAUGCUUACAUCAUGCUCAGAGGAAACAUGUUCUGAUUGAUCUAUCUGCAUGGAUCCUCCAAUCUGACAGAAACCAAAGUCAACACCUCGGUCGUCUUUCAGUAGAUGUGGCCAAAUCUCAUCGAGACCUUGGGUCCUGGCUGUCUAAAGACAUCACUCAACUCUUGAGAAAGGCCAAGGAAAAUGAAGAGUUCCUCAUAGGAUUUAACAUUACCUCCAAAGGACACCAGCUGCCAAAGAAGCUGUUACCCUUCCCCGAGCCUUAUAUCUUGGUGUAUGCCAAUGAUGCUGCCAUUUCUGAGCCGGAGAGUGUGGUCUCAAGCUUGCAAAGACACCGGAAUUUCCCCAUUGGAGCUGUGCCUAAACUGGAUAGCCAUAUCAAGGCCGCCCUUUCUACUGAACGGAGAAAGAAGCGCUCUGCUGGGGUCCUGCUGCCCCUGCAGAACAAUGAGCUUCCUGGGGCAGAAUACCAGUACAGGGAGGAUGGGGUAUGGGAAGACAGAAAGCCUUACAAGACCCUUCAGACUCAGGCCCCAGAGAAGACUAAAAACAAAAAGAAACAGAGAAAGGGACCUCACCAGAAGAGCCAGACACUCCAGUUUGAUGAGCAGACCCUGAAGAAGGCCAGAAGGAAGCAAUGGAUUGAACCUCGGAAUUGUGCCAGGCGGUACCUUAAAGUGGACUUUGCGGAUAUUGGCUGGAGUGAAUGGAUUAUCUCCCCCAAGUCCUUUGAUGCCUAUUAUUGCUCCGGAGCAUGCCAGUUCCCCAUGCCAAAGUCUUUGAAGCCAUCAAACCACGCUACCAUCCAGAGUAUAGUGAGAGCUGUGGGGGUCGUUCCUGGAAUUCCUGAGCCUUGCUGUGUGCCAGAAAAGAUGUCCUCACUCAGUAUCUUAUUCUUUGAUGAAAAUAAGAAUGUGGUACUUAAAGUGUAUCCUAACAUGACAGUAGAGUCUUGUGCUUGCAGAUAACCUGGCAAAGAACUCAUCUGGAUGCUUAAUUCAGUCAUUAGUUUAUUUAAUGGACUCCUCCCCCCCUUUUUUUGCACUGCCAAUGCAUUUCAUCCCAAAAGAUUUUUUAUAGUCAAAGAGAAUGAGCAAAUAGACUGACAAUUUCCAUCAAGGAGAACUGGACUGUGUUUGUCUCUGAAUGUAACUAUAUGCAAGAUUUUAGUAAAUAAUGGACAUUUAUUUCUUUUUAAAAAAAUCACAGAGGAAAAAUGAUCACUCCAACUGUUUUUUUAGAGCUACUAGAGGACACACUGAUUUAUUUUUGUAAGGGGCUUUGAAAAUAGGUUGGAAAAAACACCAAUAGCUUAUCACUUAUCUCUACUCCUAGAGAAUAGAAAAUUUUCAUAUUUUGAAGUAGGCUUAUUGCCAUAGAUUCCUGAGCAACUCAGCAAGUGCUAAAUAAUCCUAUCAACUUUUAUGUUUAUCUUAAAAUUUGUUAAGACUCUUGUUUACCUGUGUGUUUCCUCCAUGUGUAACUGUAUGCAUACGUGAGUGGAAAGUGUGUGCUGAGUGUUAAGAGUAUUUGUAUGUGUUCACAUGGCCAGGUGCCCGUGCCCUCUCUAGGAAGGCUUGCUUGACAUGGUUUUAUAAUUCCGUCUACACAGAAUUCUUUGUUUUUCAUUUCAUGUUCUGGCAAGCACCAUUCAGUUAUGAAAACUUUACCAAAAAGGUCAGAGCGAUCCAGGAGCAUAUGCAGAGAGUUACCGCUUGGCCCAGCCAUUUAAUUUGAAAUACAGUUGUUUUCAUUUCAUUGCCUCUUAGAAAAGGGAAACUGCAACCCAAUUUUCAAAAACCCAGAUGUACUUCCUCUUCUUUUUCACAAAUACUUUCAUUUGUUCUUUCAAAUUGAAUUCAAAAAUUAAAUUUUUUAAAUUAAA